UUGACGUCACGGAGCGGCACCGGAAGUGGAGUCCCGGCAGUGUAUCCGGUUCGUGUCUCCAGAUGACAGAUAGUCCGGACAGCAUCGUCCUGCAGCGGACACACAGCGGAACCGGGGCCGGCCCGACGAUGGUGAAGGUGGAGUCAGGUGUGACAGGUGUGUCGGUUGUGUCAGCACUGACACCGUCACAGAUAGCUGAGCUUCACUUCCUGCGUGCGAGAGUUCGAGAGCUCGAGAGAGAGAAAGCAGAGCUCUCGGCUGAGAACCAGAGACUGAAGAACAUGCUGGUCCACGAGAUCCCUGGGCUCCUGUCCACCAUGUGGCAGAUGUUGGGCCAGGUUAACAGUCACAACUCUGUCUCCACUGCAACAGUCGGGAGCAACAGUUAUGCUCCUUAUCACCACCACACAGCGAACAAUCAGGAUGGAGACUUCAGCCCUCAGGUCCACGUCCAGCAGCUCCAGGAGGAGCUGAGCAGGGAUCUGUCGGAGUCCUGGGGCCCACUGGGCUCUGAGGACGAGGAGGUGCCAGGAGGCGCAGACUUGGGCUUGGGGAGCCACAUGGGGGAGGAGGCGCCACUCUGCAGCCAGACUGACAUGGAGGAGCUGAGGAGGAGCUGCUCCGAGAGCCAGUGUACUGCUGGAGACGCAACCGGACAGGUGAGCCAGGUGGAGGUGUAUCCAGGCUCUGGUGUGCCCUGUGAUGUGCGGUCGUGGCAGGCAGCCAAUCAGGCACAGUCUCCCACGGCAAUGGCGCGGACGCUGCUGCUGGGCGUGUUUGAUAUGAACACACUGAUGAACAGCAACCUGAGAGGCGGGCGGAGCCGCCGGCCUGCCUUCCACCCACAACGGAGCGCUCUUGACCCACACAAGAUCAACGCCAUCUUCAACGCCAUCUUGGCUCGGUUUCCUCUCGCCAAGAAAGGAGUCAUCGGCUCUGGCAUCAACUCCAAACUCUCUGAGAUCCGUUUUCGCUCCCGCAGAGCCAAUCGAGAUCCCCGGUUUCUCUGACAGACAGCUGGACGUCCCCGCCUACCUCACCGAAAACAACAUGGAUCAUUCAGUGAGAAGGCAGCAGUGUGGAGCUGCCGGACCAAUGAGGAGGCAGCAGUCUGGAGCUG
Molecule: messenger RNA, 1120 nt
Organism: Xiphias gladius (swordfish)
Lineage: Eukaryota; Metazoa; Chordata; Actinopteri; Istiophoriformes; Xiphiidae
Exons: 6
Coding region: 63-1010 (315 amino acids)
Molecular function (GO): DNA binding
Source: RefSeq, a predicted model, not a curated record